UAUAUAUAUAUAUAUAUAUUUAUAUUUAUAUCUUUUUACUAUUUAUACUCUUGACAUGGGACGCAGAAAAAUCAAGAUCCAACCAAUUCAUGAUGAUCGCAACAGACAGGUUACCUUUCUCAAAAGAAAAAAUGGACUUAUGAAAAAAGCUUAUGAACUAAGUGUACUUUGUGGAUGUGAUAUUGCCUUGAUUAUCUUUAAUUCAAACAACAAAUUGGUACAAUAUUCAAGUAAUGAUAUUGAUAAAGUAUUGAUGCGAUAUACAGAGGUAAACUUCAAUAUAUAUAUAUAUAUAAUAUACCAAUUAAUCAUUUUUUUUUUCUGUUUACUACUAUCAGUUUGGUGAUCCUUAUGAGACUAAAACAAAUAAUGACGUAAGUAUUAUUCAAUCAAAAGAAGCAAAAAAAAAAAAAAA
Messenger RNA from Halteromyces radiatus, 415 nucleotides. RefSeq lists its product as uncharacterized. Lineage: Eukaryota; Fungi; Mucoromycota; Mucoromycetes; Mucorales; Cunninghamellaceae. Gene Ontology annotation, biological process: positive regulation of transcription by RNA polymerase II. The coding region runs from base 56 to 346 and encodes 96 amino acids. The transcript is spliced from 2 exons. Gene Ontology annotation, molecular function: protein dimerization activity; RNA polymerase II cis-regulatory region sequence-specific DNA binding; DNA-binding transcription factor activity, RNA polymerase II-specific. The record is from RefSeq and is a predicted model, not a curated record.